UUAGAAGGAGGUUGAAAUCUCCACCAACUUGGUCACUAAUAAGGUAACAGUCAUCUCCUCUUCCAACUUCUUCACAGUUCCCACUCUGUUAAGUUCAUUUCUCUAUCCAUUUUCCUCUUUAUUCCUUCUCCGAACCUCCCAAAGUUUUUUGGUCACACAAACACGCACGCCAGAAGCAGCAGUGAAACCUCUCAUCAUCUCCUACAAUUCUCACGAGUGCCGACGGUUCUGAGUGUUGACAGGUCGUAUUAGUGGAGAAUGCAGGCUUCUGCUUUUGCAGUCGAGGCAAAAUCGGGUUCUACCCUCCAGAAUAGUAGGAUUUUGCCAAGCACUGGUGACUCCGGGAAAAAGAGUUUAGCGUUUGCGAGCAGCGAUCUUCGCAUGACAAAGAGGAAAAAUUGCGUUGGCCUUGGCCUCAGCUCCGCUUCAAUGGGGGUGAGGGGAAGUAUUCACAGCGUCUUUGGAUCUUCGGCCAAGGCCAGAUCAGUCAGAGCUCCAGCUUCUGGAGGAGACGUUGAGGAUGUAGCGCCUUCCAAAAUCCAAGUCAAAUCAUCUGGAACUGUGUUUCCAUAUGUUGGUGUUGCUUGCUUAGGAGCCAUUCUAUUCGGAUAUCAUCUGGGGGUGGUUAAUGGAGCUUUGGAGUACCUUGCCAAGGAUCUUGGUAUUGCAGAGAACACUGUGUUGCAAGGCUGGGUUGUUAGCACACUUCUUGCUGGUGCCACUGUUGGUUCUUUUACUGGAGGUUCAUUAGCUGAUAAAUUUGGGCGAACAAAGACUUUUCUGUUGGAUGCAAUUCCACUUGCAGUUGGAGCAUUUCUUUGUGCGACAGCACAAAGUAUAGAGACGAUGAUAAUUGGUCGCUUACUUGCUGGGAUUGGAAUUGGCAUAUCAUCAGCUAUUGUGCCACUUUACAUAUCUGAGAUCUCACCAACUGAAAUUCGUGGCGCACUUGGAUCUGUCAACCAGUUAUUUAUAUGUGUGGGUAUACUUGCAGCAUUGGUAGCUGGAUUGCCUUUGGCAGGGAACCCAUUGUGGUGGAGAACAAUGUUUGCUUUUGCACUUGUUCCUUCUGUAUUGUUGGCACUUGGAAUGGCGUUCUCCCCUGAAAGUCCACGAUGGCUUUAUCAGCAAGGGAAAAUUUCUGAAGCUGAAGUAUCCAUAAAAAGGCUCUUUGGGAAAGAAAGAGUUGGUGAGGUUAUGAGCGAUUUGGAUGCAGCAGCCCAAGGUUCCGCUGAACCUGAAGCUGGAUGGUUUGACCUUUUCAGCAGCCGUUACUGGAAGGUUGUCAGUGUUGGUGCAGCUCUGUUCUUGUUCCAGCAGCUUGCUGGGAUAAAUGCAGUUGUUUACUACUCGACCUCAGUAUUCCGUAGUGCUGGUAUAACAUCUGAUGUUGCUGGCAGUGUUCUGGUUGGGGCAGCGAAUGUCUUUGGCACAACUAUUGCUUCUUCAUUGAUGGAUAAGCAAGGAAGGAAAAGUCUUCUGCUUACAAGUUUUGCUGGAAUGGCUGCUUCUAUGUUGCUGCUUUCCCUGACCUUCACUUGGCCAGCUCUGGCACCUUAUUCGGGCACACUUGCUGUACUUGGCACUGUUCUUUACGUAUUGUCCUUUUCUCUUGGUGCUGGUCCUGUGCCUGCUCUUCUGCUUCCAGAGAUUUUUGCCUCUAGAAUCAGAGCAAAAGCAGUGGCUUUGUCUUUGGGCAUGCAUUGGCUAUCCAAUUUUGUGAUUGGCUUGUGCUUCUUGAGUGUCGUGAACAAGUUUGGAAUCAGCACAGUGUACCUGGGAUUUGCAUCUGUUUGUCUUCUAGCAGUAAUUUAUAUAGCUGGCAAUGUUGUGGAAACGAAGGGGCGAUCAUUAGAGGAGAUAGAACGUGCUCUCAACCCAGCUAUUUGAGAUAUAGUUCUGAAGCAUUGUGAUUUCAGCUGCGCUCUUGCAGACAUCUCGUCGGACACCAUUUUGACGGAGAUUCUGGGCCUGCUAAUUAACCCACAGACUGCCUUCCAAUCUGGCUGCCUUAAUUUUAUUUUUAUCCUGAAUCUACAUGGUCGGACAGUUCAAUGCACAAAUAGACACAGAUCUCUUCCCCAAUAGUGUUAAAAAAGGUCACCUGCUUGCUAAUCUUCUGUGUACAGAAAUCAAAACAAGGAACACCAUCACUGUGCAGAAAGUCGAACAUUGGUAAUGUAUCUCUUUAUUCUGGUAAUUAAAUUAUGAAUUUCGACAACACAACCUAGUGAAUGGGCGAAAUUUUGCCUCUUUUUAGUUCCAA
Sesamum indicum (sesame) is the source of this 2266-nucleotide messenger RNA. RefSeq names its product plastidic glucose transporter 4. Gene Ontology annotation, molecular function: carbohydrate:proton symporter activity. Gene Ontology annotation, biological process: carbohydrate transport; transmembrane transport. Lineage: Eukaryota; Viridiplantae; Streptophyta; Magnoliopsida; Lamiales; Pedaliaceae. The record is from RefSeq and is a predicted model, not a curated record. Gene Ontology annotation, cellular component: membrane.